GCCCUGUCUGCCUGUCUUUGGCCUGUGCUCCUCACACCUUAGCACAGUCCAGACCUCCUCUCUCUAAUGACUGGGACACUCUCUCACCUCCUCUUCCACCACUGAGGGCAGAAACCACACAGCUGCGAUGAUGUUACCCUGUUUGAAUUUAGCAGUGAUCCUCUGCCUCCUGCAAGUCCUCUGCAUUACCGCUGACAUAGACAGUGGCUCCUUCCUGAUUUUCAAUGACAACCACAAUAAAUGCGUUAAGGUGGAGAGCGCCACCUCCAUCACGGUUGCCCAGUGCGAUCCACAUGCCAAACAGCAGCAGUUUCGUUGGGCUUCUGAGUCCCGCAUCCUCAGUCUAUCCCAGAAGCUGUGUCUGGCGGCAGCGGAGAUUAAAGACUGGGUGAAAGUCCUCCUCUUUGAGUGUGACGAAACCAGUAACCUUCAGCACUGGGAGUGCAAGAAUGAAACUCUCUUUGGCCUUAAAGGCCAGGACCUACACUUGAACUGGGGCAAUAAAAAGGAAAGGAACAUGAUGAUCUACAAAGGCGCCGGGCUCUGGAGUCGCUGGAGGAUAUUUGGCACGAUGGGAGAUCUUUGUUCAAAAGGGUAUCAAGAGGCUUUCACAAUAGGAGGCAACAGUUUUGGAGGGCCCUGUCAGUUUCCAUUCAAGUUUCAUGACAAGUGGUACGCUGACUGCACGAAGGAUGGUCGGUUGGACGGACAGCUGUGGUGUGCGACAGAGACGGACUACGAGAAAACUAAAAAGUGGGGCUUUUGUCCAAACCAAGUUUCCUUAGACUGGGUCACUGACCCUGUCACCGAAGUCCAGUACCAGAGGAAUACACAGGCAGCUCUGACCUGGCAUCAGGCCAGGAAGAGCUGCCAGCAGCAAGGAGCCGACCUCCUGAGCAUCGUAGAGCUGCACGAGCAGUCGUACAUUUCAGGGCUGACUAACGCUUUUGGAACCUCCCUGUGGAUCGGACUGAACUCCUUGGAUUUUGAGAGUGGAUGGCAGUGGAGCAAUGGAAACCCCUUCAGAUAUUUAAACUGGGCUCCAGGUCACCCGUCAUCAGAUCCUGGACUCACUUGUGCGACCCUGAAUGCUGCAAAAGUCUCAAAAUGGGAGAGCAGCUCCUGCACCAAGAAACUUGGAUACAUUUGCCGAAAAGGAAUCUCCACCAGUCUGCCUCCUCCACCAAGUAAAGGCCAGCCCACCUUCUGCCCCAGUCACUGGGUUCCUUAUUCAGGAAACUGUUAUUACCUGGAGAGAAACCAGAAGAAGAUGUGGAGGGAGGCUGUGUCUGCCUGUCACAGAGAGGGAGGAGACUUGGCCAGCAUUCACAACAUAGAGGAACAGAGCUUCAUCAUAUCUCAGUCUGGAUACUUACCAACGGACGUGCUCUGGAUCGGCUUGAAUGACCGGAGGAACCAGAUGCUGUUCGAAUGGUCCGACAACUCCCACGUCACCUACACCCGGUGGCAGAGUGGUGAACCUUCUCACGCCGCCAACCUUCAGGAAGACUGUGUACUUAUUAGAGGAGAGGAUGGAAAGUGGUCAGAUCACAUGUGUGAAAAGACUCUGGGGUACAUCUGUAAAAAGAAGGCCUCCAUUCUACCACCUGCAGGAGCCCAAGAAGAGGCCAAUCCUGGAUGCAACUCUGGCUCAUUCCGAUUUGGUUCAUACUGCUACACUAUUGGAGCACAGUCAAAAACCUUUAACGAAGCAGCACGGGUCUGCUCAGAAGCUGAUGGUCAUCUGGUGGAUGUGGCUAACAGGUAUGAGAGUGCCUUCCUGGUCAGUUUAGUGGGUUUAAGACCAGAGAAGUAUUUCUGGGUUGGUUUGUCCAACACAGAAGAUAUAAACACUUUUAAGUGGACCACCAAAAGAAAAGUCACAUUCACUAAUUUCAACGUGGGAAUGCCAGACAGACACCAGGGAUGUGUUGCCAUGACAACCGGGCUUCUCGCUGGAUUAUGGGAUGUGGUCAGCUGCAGCGACAAGGCAAAAUACAUCUGCAAGAAAACAGCAGUGGGUGCCCCGGUGACAACAGUUCCACCCACCACAGCAGCCCUGACCUGUGCCUCAGGAUGGACGCCUGCAGGAACAAGGAAUGUGUGCUACAAGAUUUAUAAACAAGAAAAGACUUGGCAUGAAGCUCUCAGCUUCUGCAAGGCCAUUGGUGGAGACCUGAUGAGUAUCCACAGUUCUGCAGAUUUGGAAUUGGCUUCGUUUGGUCUGUCUAAACCAGUUUGGAUUGGCUUCAACUCUUUGGAUACCAGCAAAGGUUUUGUUUGGACUGACGGUUCUGCUAGCAACUAUGAGAACUGGGGCUUCGGAGAGCCGAACAACUACAAUGACAAUGAGCAUUGUGCUGAAGUGCUCAGUUUUUACAGACGGCAUUGGAACGACAAGAACUGUGACGACACCAAUCACUUGAUCUGCCAGAUACAAAAAGGUGUGACUCCAAAACCAGAGCCUGUCACGGUACCAGAAGUAUUUAACACCACAGAAGACGGCUGGAUCAUUUACAACGACACGCAGUAUUUCAUCAACACUGACCUUCUACCAAUGGAAGCUGCCAGAGCCUACUGCAAAAAGAACUUUGGAGAACUUGCAGUAAUUACAGGAGACAGUGAGAGAAAGUUUCUUUGGAAACAGAUAAAGAAAGAAGAUGAAAACCAAUACUACAUUGGCAUGGUGAUAAAUUUGGAUAAAUCAUUCAGCUGGCUUGAUGGUUCACCUGUCACUUACACAUCGUGGGAAAACAAUGAACCCAACUUUGCCAACAAUGAUGAAAACUGUGUCACCAUAUUUAGAAAUACGGGAUACUGGAACGAUAUCAACUGUGGAUACAAACUUCCUUCAAUUUGCAAAAGAAACAGCAAUUUUGUCAACACAACAAUGGCUCCCACCACUGCUCCCAAGGGAAGCUGUGCACCAGAGUGGCUGUCUUUCCAAGGAAAAUGUUACAGAAUUGUGACAAGUGACAAUAAGAAUUGGCAAGAUGCCAGGUCAUACUGUUACAACCAAGGAGGAAAUCUGGUUUCAAUCGUCAGUGCAAAGGACCAAGCUUUCCUGACAACGCAGAUAAUCGGAUACAAUGAAGAUUUUUGGAUUGGCAUGAACGAUAUCAGCUGGGACAUGCGCUUCAUAUGGACAGAUGGCAAAGGAGUUUCAUACACAAACUGGGCCAAAGGUCACCCUUCAUCUACUCCUGAUGGACGUCACUCAUUCUCAGAUGAGGUAUUUGACUGUGUCAUCAUGGUGGGCAGUUCCUCUCGAUUAAAAGGAAUGUGGAAAGUUGAGGACUGCAAUGCACAAAAAGCUUUUAUUUGUAAAAGAAACAUCGAUCCUCAGAUUGUAGUCCCACCCACCACUGUGUUACCAAAGGCUUUCCAGAAGCUCGGUAAUGAUUCCUACAAACUGGUGGCCCAGAAGAUGAGAUGGGACGAAGCAAGGAGGCAGUGCCAAGCAGAUGAUGCCGAUCUGGCCAGUAUCCUAGACCCGGUUGCUCAGUCCUACGUCACAUUACAGAUUUUCAAGCACAAUGAACCUCUGUGGAUUGGUCUCAACAGCAACGUGACAGGUGGUCGUUACAAGUGGGUGGAUAACUGGAUGCUGUCUUACACCCAAUGGGGAACAGAUGAGCCUAAAAACAACUAUGGCUGUGUGUACGUAGAUGUGGAUAUGAAAUGGAAGACAGCACCAUGCACCAACACCUACUACUCCCUUUGCAAGACGUCACAAGACAUUGCUCCUACUGAGCCUCCACAGCUUUCUGGAAACUGUCCAGAGUCAAAGAAGGAAAAAACCUGGAUACCUUUUAGAGGCCACUGUUACUCCUUCCUCAGCUCAAAGGUGGACAACUGGGCUCAUGCAUCAGUUGAAUGCCUGAAACUUGGUGCAACCCUGGUGAGUAUUCAGGACCCAACUGAAGGUCAAUUCAUACAAAAGAACCUAGAGCUCCUGCAAGAUGGUGCCAAGACCUUCUGGAUUGGUCUCUACAAGACACAUGAAGGCGAGUGGAUGUGGAUUGAUAACGGUGUUGUGGAUUAUACCAACUGGAAAGCAGGGAUGCCAAAAUCAGACACAUGUGUGGACAUUAACUCUGAAAGUGGACAGUGGAGCACCAAUAGCUGUAGCAGAUAUAGGUCGUACAUCUGCAAAACACCAAAAGUUGUUACUCCUACAGAAACGCCUCCAGCUGUCGCACACAUCAUCAAAGAAUCUACAAACGGCUCUACUGGAAUCACCGUGGCUCUGGUGCUUAUUAUAAUUGCAGUAGUAGGACUUGCUGCCUUUGUUCUUUUGCGUAAAAAGAUAGUACCCCCUGCUCUGGGAGAAAUCACAUUUGACAACAAGUUAUAUUUUAACAACCCCAUUCGAGCACUGGUGAACACCAAGGGCCUGGUUGCCAACAUUGAGCAAAAUGAAGAAGCAUAGAGAAAGAUGGACUCUGUGGGGAAUCCACAUACUGUAAGGCAACUGUCGGAUCAGAGAUUUGCAGACUUUAUCUGGAGGCUGAAUCUAAACCAACUGCUAUAUUUUGUGCUUUUACAUAUGUGGACUGUCUCAAAGAGAAUGGGUGUAAAUUGAACCAUCGUAAUAAUUCUUGCUAAAAGUGGCACAGGAAGAAAUUUACAAAGAGGAAACUACAGGUAAAUAGUUGAUUACAUAAUCCUAAAUAAAAGUGUGUACAGAGUUUUUACUUGUGUGAUUUUAAAUACUCCAAGAAAAGAAAAUGAGGUGUUUGAACUUUAUCAAAUGAGAUGGUUGAUUUUUUUUACUUCAGUAAGAUGUUUCUGGCCGUCUUCACUUUAAAGAAAUUAACAAAAAUAUAUUUGUAAGAUUCAAGGGUCUUUUAAAAAUAACUACUACGUCAAUAAACUGGAUUGCUAUACAAAA
Cynoglossus semilaevis (tongue sole) is the source of this 4894-nucleotide messenger RNA. RefSeq names its product macrophage mannose receptor 1-like. The record is from RefSeq and is a predicted model, not a curated record. The coding region runs from base 128 to 4432 and encodes 1434 amino acids. NCBI's taxonomy places the organism in Eukaryota, Metazoa, Chordata, Actinopteri, Pleuronectiformes, Cynoglossidae. The transcript has 30 exons.